GCAUCACAGGUUCGUCAGCUGUGUCGGAAUAAAAGAAAAAAAGAAAAGAAAGAGGACGCAACAAAAAAAAAAAAAGAAAAAAUAAAAAGAAAAGAAAAAAGAAAUCAGCGAAAACCGACCGGCGUGCGAAUUGCCUAGCAAAAAAAAAAAAUUUAGCAUGACAAGUUCUAACCUUCCAGACCCAGACAUUUUUACAUUUGAUACUUCCGGAGAAUGGGCAAAAAGUUUUCAAAGAGACUGCGCCGAACUUGGACGUCGACGCAGUAUGCAUUGCAAAAGUUUCUGGGUCUGGAUGAGUGCAGAUGUUUGUCAUGCUGCUCUUGCAUGACUCAGGAGGUCUGCCAUGCAAGCCCUAGCAUCACACAGCUUGAGUAGAAGGUGUCUCAAUGCCUACUCCGCAUGACAAAUCCCCCCUUAUGGUACCAAGUUCUGAGACGCAUUUGCUUUCUAUGCAUGACAGAUCUUUGCGUUAUCCGAAAUUUGCAUCACAAGUUCCAACUCUCCCAGACCCAGACAUAUUUGCAAUGCAUACGCAGCAAGAAGAGGACAUUUUCCGGGACAGAACGAUGAUCCUUCGGUGAAGCCGAUUCUGGACAACGAGCACAGAAAAUUUUUCGCGUUGCUAUUUGCUUCCAGGCACGAACCCUUGCCCACUCCCGAAGAACAGCGCGACCGACGUAGAAAUGAUUUAACAUUCGAGACGACCUACAUGGACCAAUUUGGCGCGCUAUCCUGUGCAAAAGUAUCGUACUCGUAUAAAUGCAAGUCGAAGUCCUGCAUUACAAAUCUUGUUUCCAAGGCGAAUCUCCAUUACGAACUCUAUUUUCUCAUGCUGAGGAAAUUUGUAAUGCAUUUAUACGAAUAUUACGAUACUUUUGCACAGGAUACGCGCCGGCUCUCCCAGCCGAAAUGUCCUUCGCGGGCUCCGUCGUGAGGGAGAACUCUAUCAAAUGUAAAAAUGUCUGGGUCUGGAAGAAUCCGAAUUUGUCAUGCUAUCUUUGGACUCUAGAAAAAUCUGUAUUGCAUGACCAGCAAGAGGAGUCUAGUUUGUGCUACGCGGGGAGGGCGUUUGUCAUGCGGAGUAGGCAUCAGGAAGCCCUCUCAAAAUCUGUGACGCGCGGUCGUGCAUUACAGACGUCCUGGGUCAUGCAAAACAUGCAUGACAAAUCUCAGAAUCUUCCAGACCCAGACAUUUUUACAUUUGAUAAACUCAAUCCGUCAGCGAUUCACACAUCAGUAUGCGAAAAAAGGGUAUGGAUUGCAAAAAUGUCUGGGUCUGGAAGAUUGUAACUUGUAAUGCUGUCUUUGGAUUCCAAAAAAAUCUGUAUUGCAUGACCAGCAACAGGACUCCAGUUUGUGUUACGUGGAGAGGGCAUUUCUCAUGCGGAAUAGGCAUUAGGAAGCGCUCUAAAAAUCUGUGUUGCUAGAUUAUGUAUUAGAGGCAUCAAUCAUCAUACAAAAUAUGCAUGACAAGUCUGCAUUUUUCCAGACCCAGACAUUUUUGCAUUUGAUAAAGGGCAGCAGGGGACAACCGCGAGGUACUUGGAAGAAGUUGAGAGGGACAGUAUCAUCUGUAAAAACGUCCCCACACCAGAGUCAAGAUGGGAAAUCUGCUAGACAAAUCAGCCAGCUUUGGUCAUUUGGCAUGACAAGUUUCUCCUCGUAGUGUAAUCCUCGAUUUAGGUAGUUCAGCAGCAUCACAGAUCUAGUAUAUCAUGCAGAUUAUAGCAUCACAAUUCCAAAACACGACUAGAACAUGUCUCUCAUGACGCUCCGCAUGACAAACUUUUUUGGCAUGCAGAUUUGCAUGACAACUCUGGUGUGGGGACGUUUUUACUCAGGAUAGACAGACAGGCGCGGAACGAGACUUUUUUUCGCCCCGAUACUCGCACAGACCCACGCCUCGCCGGGUUCUCCAGCACCCGCGAGUGGAUCAUGGAGCAGGUGUUGCUGGGUAGCACAGGUAGUACAAGUUUUCCCAGAGGAGCGCCAGCAACAACAAGAAACGAAGGGACUUUAUUGGACAACAUCAAGGACCUCGGCCAGCUCCUGGCCGAGUGGCAGAAAAACAUCAACGAAGCCGCUUUUCUCUGGGUGCUGAAGCUCGAGUUUGUCAAACAGGAACUUUUGAAGCGGAUACUGAUUUUGGAAACAGAAUUCCUCGCCCGCCGGGAACCCUACGUGGACGAGCAUCUGGCCAAGUGGAUCGAAGAGCGUGAAGAAGCGGGAAUAAGAAGCUAUCCCAGGCGGGACUAUCUGCCCGCCGUCGUGAACGUGAACGGCGCUUUUGCUAUUGACGAGGAGCGAACACGCGCGGAGAAGGCUCGUCUAAUACAGGAGAUGAUCCAGGAAGAAACCCGGAUCGUGACGGGGAAAAUAUUGGAGUUGCAGAACCAGUGGACAAACACACAGCUGACGGAAGAAGAACGAGCGAAGCUGGUGCGAGUGCGGAAGGAGUUGAAGUACUUGCAGGAGUUUUUCCAGCCCGAUCGUAAUGAAGCCGGACAAGAAUUGCGGACAGGGGACGAUCGACGGCGAGACAGCAACCGCCCGUCCUGGGAGCCCAUGACCGUAUUUUUUCCCUGGCCGGACAAAAACUUCAAGGAAAAAGUGCGGCGAACGAGUUUGAUGACGCGCCUGGAUAGUAGAAAUUAUACUACAAACGCUGACACAGACACCAGAGAACAACACCAACAGCAACAGCACCAGGCAAGUUCUGAAGACAACAGGAUUUUUAGGCAAUCCUUUUUGCAAGCGCUGCAGCGGAAGUUCCAACACGUGCUCGCAGAGGCGAGCCGCCGGUUAAAGUCGGAACUGGACGAGGCAAUUCGACCAGUUGUUCCGCCCAACAGCGCUGACAACAACUCCCCGCCGGUCCAGGUGCAGAACUUGCUGGUCUCCCAAGCCCUCCCGCGCAACAUUGUGGGGCGGGCCGGCUUGCGGCUGACUGUGCCGCUGAUGAAGGAGAGGUUUUUUAAGGAGAUCAUUCUUGAAAAUGACAUGCCGGAAGUUCAUCUGGGUGGAGGUUUUGUACCGCCGUCUUCGUCGACGGCUUCGGGCGGUGGACGUGCAGGUUUGAACCCUAGUACAACCGCUUCCUCGUCCAGUACUUCUAGCCAGCAGCAGCACAGCAUUUACAGAACUACUGGUGCUGCACCUGCUCCUGCUGGACCACAACCACAAGUUGCUGGAAGUAGCAGCGGCCGCGGCGGCGUGACUUAUCUCGGGCCUGCUCUCGAAGUUCAUGUCCAAACAGAACCAGUACAAUCCUCCGCCGGUGCAGCAGAGCGACAGGUUGCUGGUACUUCUCGGGCGCGCGAAGUAGAACCUCGAGCAGCGCAAGAACCACAGGCUGCAGCUCCUGCCGCACAAUUAGCAUCGGCACCGGCACGACCCCAGCGCCGUGGAAUUGUGAAUCGGCGCCUUAGUGAGUUCGCGACACAAGGCGGAGGACAGCAGCGGUAGGCGACUGCAUUGAUGAAUUUCUCUCGAAAUCAACAUUUACCAAACAAACAAGCAAGCUGAUCCAGAAUGAAAAAUUAAAGAGUCUGUAGUAUCUGUGCACAAUUAAAUCAAGAUUUUCUUUAAAAAGUUUGAAGAUCCGCAAGAACUGGGUUUUAUUCUUGGCAUAGUGUUGUUGAGUUGUGGAGUAAGAUGGAUUUUUUGCUUUGCGGGCCGUGCUUUUUCAGGAUAAGCAUUUUUAUUGCAUCAAUCGAAGCUGCAAGCCGUCGAAAAUCAGAAUUUGGCACUGACUAGUACUAGAGCGAGACCACGCUUAUAACUGUUUAUUAACGCAUCUCCUCAACUAAUCACGUUUUUCUCGCUGUAGCAGCCUAUCUCUACUAGUCUUUUACUUUUCCAUAUUGUCACACAAGAUCAAGAAUCUCGUGUAGGCAUUCAGUUUGUGCAGGCAGGUAGAAAAAUAGCGCUGCAGAAAUUUCUGCACUUUUCUGUGGGCAGCUAUCUAUCAGGGUGUGUGUAAAAAAAUCCCUGCUGCACGACGAAGUAGGUUGUACUACUGGAUGAAAAAAAAAAGCGGUCCACCACAGGAGCACGUGAUGUUGGGAGCAUUAUAAGAGCGUUUACUUCUCUUCGUGCGCUUUUGCAUGCAGAAUGAACCAACAUGAUCUGCUCUGUAGCAUCAAUGCACUGUCGCUUGAAAAGUUAUGAGGGAACAAAAAUCGAACAACAACAAUGAGAAACCAAACCAAAUCCAGAACCUACAACAGCUUUCUAUCGCUAGGAAUCGAAGGACGGGAGCGUAUAAGUACUUAAUCAAAAUUAACAUUAAGUAGACAGAGUUAACAGUGAAAAGCCGCAAAU
Messenger RNA from Amoebophrya sp. A120, 4323 nucleotides. The record is from the annotation of a GenBank genome assembly. Lineage: Eukaryota; Dinophyceae; Syndiniales; Amoebophryaceae.